Molecule: messenger RNA, 10679 nt
Organism: Chara braunii
Lineage: Eukaryota; Viridiplantae; Streptophyta; Charophyceae; Charales; Characeae
Source: the annotation of a GenBank genome assembly
CUUCUGUUGCAGCAGCAGCGGCAGCAGCAAGAAGCUAUGAUGCUCCACCUGGUGUUGCGGAGGACCUUAAUUACCCACUUGUGAAUAACCAAGUAGAUAUGCUAAGGAUCACUAAGCGCCUGGUCAUGGCAUUGCAGUUGGGUGAGUUUCUGACAGAUCCUGUGCUGGUGCAAGAAGCGAUAUCACGGCUGUACCGCCUCCUAUGCCCUCUGCUGGCUCUUCCUCCUUUCCCUCCGCGAAGUCUCUACCUUGCAACUGCACUGAAGCCCUGUGAACUCGCGCUGCGCAGUCUUAGCCCUCUUAAGCACGACGACAUCUUGCCCCGCUUGGCGUCCUGCAUUACGAUGGAGCUUUUACGCUUGUUCACACGCGAGAGGGAGCGGCAGGUAUCGAUAGACUUAGCACGGCUGGAUUACAAGGCGGUGAAGGAUGCGAGAAAUCAGCUUACUUCUGAGAGCGUGGAAACGGAAUCAAUCUCUGCGGAUGAGGUGCGGAAGGAGGGCCCCGACACGGUCAAGCAACUGAAGGAUGUACAGGAAAAGGGAAAAGAUAGAGGAAGUUCUGAGCACCAUCCUGCCGAGACAGAGAAAAGGCAAAGAGGGGUUGUGGUAACAAAACGAGGACGUGAUGACGUCUCCACGGAUUGGUUGGAGAUCACUCGGAACAAGCGAAGGCAGACAGAGGUGGCAUUGCUGGAGGAGUACCUGCUGUUGAACUCUGAGGUUGCGGAUGACGCAAUGAAGACCUGUGAAUCUCUGAUGCUCAGGAUGAAGGACGAGGCCGACGUGGCGGCGCAGGUCCUUCCUGCGCUUCGCUCUGAUGCAUCGGUUCUGAAUAACACCCUGGAGAAGCUUGUUUCAAACUUUGCAGACCAUGUCCGCUUUGUGGAGAUGGCAGUGCGUCUGUGCGAAACAAACAUUUCCAGGGGUGAUUACGGUUCUGUCCUCUUGGUUGUCGAAAAGACAAGAGAAGUCCUGAAGGAGAAAGCAAGAGUGGCGCGUUCAAUGGAUGAGGAGGGAGGAGGAGCCAAAGAAGGUGCUGCACACAAGGUGACAGCAAAAGACACAGGUGGCAAGACCACUCCGGCUUCGUCAAAGACGAUGAAGAAGGGCAGUGGAGGGAACCCGAGCAGCAGGCCAACGUCUGCGCAGAAGAGUAAGGGCUCUGCUGCCACUCCCCGUAGCCGAGCGGUGACUCCAGCUUCGGUUAACGAGAGUCUUCAAAAGCAAAAGAAAGAGACUUCAGCUUCUCCUUCAGAUGGAGGGCAAGGUACAGAACUGGAAACAAUACGCAACAAUGCAGCAUCGCUUCUGCAGCGCACGGUUCCUCGUUACCUUGCUAGGCGUAAGAGAGUAAUGGAUUGGAGGGUGUGGCUGGAACGACAGCAUUGCUGGUUGGCACGCAUAAAUAUCUUGGCUGGCCUUGCGCAGUGGAGAAAGAUAGAGAUGGAGAAGGCAACUGGGGUGAAGGUGCAGUUGGAGGAGCGAACGCAAGGAACUGAUCAACGAAAGAGAGAGCAAGGGAAAGAAAGUGCGCGGAAGAAGGAGCAGGUGACGAAGGAGGACGUGCCUGGUAAGAUUGAGGAGGAUGAAAAUGUCGCAAUGCCCCACCUUAAAUGCUUUCUACAAGCAGCCAAUCAUGCGCUACGAGGCCAGAGCUGGCAUGAGCUGCAGAAUGCUGCCCGCUGUUUCUGGAACGCGUCAAAUUCUUUCUUGUUGGAGUGCUUGUUUGGAGGGUCUGCAAUGCCUGAUAACCUUGGAGGCAAGCCACCAGGCACAUCAUCAGCCUUAGGAGAUUUACCUGUCCAAGUUCAAGGGGAGUCAGGUGUUGGAGAGAAGAAGGCAGCAGGAACGACGGUCACAAUGGCCAACCAGAAGACACGACUAGCGACAACCAUGGCGAAGCAGAUGGCCACCCAUGUUUUGCACUUGCUAAAGGUGGCGAAAGGAGGAGUGAUUCUGCACUCUGUCAGAAGACAAGUUCCGACAGGUGAGGAGGAGGCAGUAGAGAAGAGGCAGCUGCAUCAGCCAAAAUACACUGUAACUUCUGUAAGUGAAUCAGAACGGAAGGCAGGGAUUGAGACAGAGCAUCAUCAGGGAGGACUAGGGAUAGCAGGAGGAGCAGGAGGAGGAGAGGGAGGAGGACUAGGGAUAGCAGGAGGAGUAGCAGGAGGAGGAGAGGGAGGAGGACGAGGGGUAGCAGGAGGAGGAGUGGGAGGAGGAGAGGGAGGAGGAGAUCUGGGAGCUGGGGAGCAGAGAAGGGAUAGAGAGGAGAUGACGGUGGUCGACAACGACUGUGCUCAGACUGAAAUCACAGACUCGUCAUCAACAGCAUCGGGUGCACCAAUUGAGCUUUGGUUUCAAUACCGGACAGACAUAGAUGUCACAUGGGCUGCCAGCAUCGAGACGCGUGCGCAGACAACGAAAAGAGAAGAAAGAGAGAGAGAAGGUGUUCUGUUUGAGAUUGUGAGGAGGGGCAAGAGGAGUGUUCGUCCAAGCGUCAGGAGAGAGCGGACUCCUCUUGAGAGCUCUACUGACAUCCCUUCCUCCGGCAUGGCAAACAUCACAUCUGCCCAAUGGCAGGCCAUGCUAGAUGCGGAAGACGAGAGCGAAAGACCGUUCUUCCAGAAACUGUAUGGUGAUGUUGUGCAGAGGGAAAGGGAGGCAGCGGCAACAGCUAGAGCUGCCAACAUUGCUGAUCAGAUGGCUCUCCUUCGGAUCCCGGAAGCCAAUGCUGACCGGUUCCAGGAGGAACUAGCUGCUGCCGUAGCAGCCUUGGUCCGGCUGCGGACCUUGGAAAACCUUGAGUCCCGUGUGACAGCACUAGAGCAGCGAAACCAAGAGCUGCAGGCUGAGAUAACCAGCCUCAAACAGUCUCAACUGGCUKUCCCCCGCCCUCCUAACCCUCGACCUGCYGCAGUCCCGGUCUCUCAACCUAACACAGUCCUCAUGACAAGGGCAAGUGGAACUGUGGCAAGCGCARGAACCAGUGCCAGCUCCUCGAGYRGCAGCGYCRGUAGUUYUGCGCUGGUCAUAGUCCCAAGUGCAGGGACAUCAGCCCAAAACGCCACAGUCCUCACUGGCGUUCAGUACAGCGGUCCCAUGGUGGACAAGCGGGCGGCCACGCUGCCGUCCAAGUACGACGGGAAGGCGRACAUCACCUCCUGGAUUAGUUCCAUGCGGUCAUAYUUCGAGGUCAUGCGGACACCGCAAGAGGACCGAAGUAUGAUCAUGGGGACUAAUACUGAGCCCGCCGUACGRAAUUACAUUGAGCUCCAAGCUGUUGCUGCAGGUUAUGCAAGAAUUGACCUGACUGAGUGGCUGAAGGUAACCCCAGUACGCACCCUUGAGGACCUUCUCAUCGCACGAUACCAAGACAAGCAUGCUGCACUCAAGGCUAGGCUGAAGCUUGAGGCCCUCAAGGGUCAAACAUGGAGGUCCUCCAUGCAAGCUUUGGAACAACACUUGACUGGUCUGUUCACUACUCCAGACCUGGGAAUGGCUGACGUGUCUUGUAUGGAUGUAGUCAUGGGAGUGGCCCCCAAAGAGUAUCUCUCCCUGUUGGCACUCAAAGACCACUCCACCUGGCGAGAGCUUAUGACGGAUCUAGUCAACCUAGAGGCCAAGGACCUCGCCAGGCGGAAGAAGGCGCCCGCUGCAGGUGGGAAACCACAACGCAAGCGGUUUGGAAGCAGCAACCAGCUUGCACUGCAUGAUCAUCGGGAGGCUGAAGAUCAGUUCUAUGCGGAUGAUCUGACUCUAGAUGACGAUCUAAAGCCGGACUCCGAUAUGGGCUGUUCCUCAUCAGCCAUUGAGUCCRACGUAAAUGAUGACGAAAAGCUUAAUGCUUUCAGAAAGACUGCUUCAAACAAGGGGCCGAACCGUGGUUCAGGACUGUUUCAGACUUCAGGGAAACAACAAAAGGGCGUAGAGGAGUCAUCAGCACUCCCUACAACAAGGGAAGCUGGAACAUCAGAUGCAGGCCCCUCCGAUGAGCCUGAAUCUGAUCAACAGCCCACUCUUGAAGCCCGGAACGACGCUGAAACCAAGGCUGCUGCAAUUCAUGUGCUUUACACUGAGCCUUGGGAGGAGUCUAAGGAAGUUGACUUCCACGCUCACAUGGAACACUGGCUGCAGCUCAAGCAGCAACGCCGUGUUCAGGGGAGUGUGGAGCUAACCUUCUUUAAACUGCUCAUCAACCAUCGAUACAUCCGCGUGCUGAUUGAUAGUGGUUCAACCACUAAUUUCUUUUCUCCUAACGGGAUUCGUAAGGCGGGCCUGGGAAUGAAGCAAGUGGAACUGCAGAACCCUUGUCAGACGCAGGUGGGCAACCAAGAGGUUGUCACCUCUACACAUGUUGUCAAAGGUGUGCGCGUCACCUUUGACAAGGACCGCACUGUCAUACAUGAGCUCAACUUCUAUGUCAUGGACAAGUGUCCGUUCGACGCGGUCAUUGGCUUGGGCUGGUUAAAGGCUCAUUGCCUAAGGACCAUGUGGGCGGACAAUCAGUUCGUGGUGCGUGAUGCCAAGGGGAACGAGCGUACCGUCCUAUUGGAUGAGACGCGCGAGUCCCCUGUGACUCUUCUAAGUGCAACCAAAUUCUGCAAAUCAGUGCGCAGGCGCAAGGAGAUUGAGCAUGUACAUGUAGCCUUUGUAAAGCCUAUCCAUGUGCCUUCUACUUUUGCUGCAUUUUCUACCUCAGUAAGUAACUCUACUUCUACCACCUCUACUUCUAAUCCAUCUACUUCUACUGUGAAUAAUCCCUUUUCUUCUGAUCCAAAUGCUUCAAAUCCGGUUGUAAUUGUUGUAAAUUCUCGAACUGAUUUUUUUUCUCCUGAUGAGGAUGAUCCUCCACCGGAAGUCCCAACAAACAUUCGCCAACUAUUAGAUCGAUUCCCUGAAGUCUUGGCCGAACCUCGUGGAGUUCCCAAGCGUCCGGUCAAACACAAAAUCGAGAUAAUAGAGGGGAGUGUUCCUCCAAAGGACUGCGUCUACCGUAUGGGACAAGGCGAGUUGGAGGAGUUGAGACGGCAGAUUGAUGAUAUGAUUGGUGGAUGGAUUAGGCCCAGUGAGUCUGAGUUCAGCGCACCUGUCCUAUUUGUUCCAAAGAAAGGAGGUAAACUCCGGAUGUGUAUUGACUAUCGUGGCCUUAAUCGGAUCACAAGGAAGAAUGUUUACCCUUUGCCUCGCAUAGAUGAUCUGCUAGAUGUGGCAGGUGGGUGCAAGGUCUUCUCCAAGAUCGACCUCAAAUCUGGCUACCACCAGAUUGAAGUUGAUCCGAGUGACCAGCACAAGACAGCAUUCAAGACACGCGACGGGUUGUACGAGUUCAUUGUUAUGCCCUUCGGUCUUACGAAUGCACCGGCCACAUUCCAGUGCCUCAUGGACAAGGUACUUCGCCAUCAAUUCAACAGGUUUGUGGUUGUGUACCUUGACGAUAUCCUGAUCUUCAGCAAGACCAUGGAAGAGCACAUCAAGCACCUUGAGGAAGUUUUGCAGGUCCUCAAGGAGGCGCAACUGCACCUCAACUUGGAGAAAUCUGAGUUUGGUAGGGACAGCGUCAUCUAUCUUGGGCAUCGGUUGUCUGCAAACGGCCUUGAGUCGGAGGCAACCAAGGUUGAGGUCAUCCGAAAGUGGCCUCAACCCGCGAAUGUACGCGAAUUGCGUUCUUUUCUUGAUCUGGCCUCGUAUUACCGGAAGUUUGUGCCCAAAUUCUCUGUCCUUGCUCACCCUCUCUCAAGACUAACCAGCAAGAAUGUUGCCUAUGCAUGGUGUGAGAAGUGUGAGACUGCGUUCCAAGCCUUGAAAGAGGCAUUGGUGAGUCAUCCUGUGCUUCGCAUUGCAGAUCCCAACCUCACGUUCGUAGUCACUACGGAUGCGAGCCAGUUCGGGAUUGGUGCAGUGCUGCAACAAGAUGAUGUUGAUGGCCUGCGUCCGCUCGAGUAUUACAACAAACGCAUGCCCAACCACAAGGUAGCUACUUCCACGUUCUGCCUCUUUGUGAUGGAACUGUGCCGGCAUAAUGGCGCUUAUUUUGGUGCGUCGAGCAUAUGCCGAUCUCUGAAUGCAGUGACGGACAAUGCUUUUGCAGACAAGGCACUGUUUAUCCUGUUGGAUCUAGCAGGGGAGCACCCACUUUCCUUAGAUGCACAUGGUUUUGACAAAAACUUCAUUGAAACAGAGCUUUAUAGAAUCAAGCACGAAAAGAACCCAGCAAUUCGUGCAUUAGAGGAUGCGCGAGGACUGUGGGCAUGGUUGCUUCUGAAAUCCCGGCGAGAAGCCAGGGGCGUACGCGCUUCCCGUCGAAAUUCCUGGGAAAUUCUCGCAAGGAAGUUCAGUGGUGCCAAAGGCCGAGGUUCUCGCAGGUCGACUAGGCACGGUUCGGGAUCCUCCUUGUUGAGGCUACUGGGUGUGCGGCGGAGUCUACCGGGUUUCGCAACCCUGCCACACUUUACGAGUGCAUAUAAAAGUGCGGCUCGACAGUUGGAGGGAUGGAAAGAGACAGGACUCUUUGCUCAGGCACAGAAUGAGCUAGCCGACGUCUCUGCCAAACUAGGUGAUUAUGACCAAGCGAAAUCAUUUUGGCUUGAUUGUGUGGACGCUUCAACAGGGAUAUACAAUGCUUUGCAUAAAUGGCGAGGCCAGGUUGGAAAUUCACCCACAGAGACAUUGCAGAUAUGCGGAGGGGCAUGGCGAUGCCUUCUUGCUACGCUUGCGCUUGGAAAGCUCGUCAGGUUCUGCUAUGUCUCUGACAUGCACAGGCAACGCGAGGCUAGUUUGCUUGCUGCCUCCUUGGUGUCCGCCUGCUACACAUCCAACUUGGGACACCCGCAGCGGGCACUUGACUUUGUGAGCUACACUUCCCACGAGGUCUGGCAUGGCGUUGACCUGUUUGGCGACUGCUACAGGUGCAGUGUGAUGGACCUUUGCUCUUCUCUUCAUGUGUUGAGCCUCAACCUUGUACAAACUGGGGAAUUGCUGAGGAGUCUCCCCAUCUUGUCACUUUACGAUUACAUAGCUUGUUUCAGGCUGCGGGACAUCAGAGCUGCAGUUCAGAGUCGGAUUCUGCGCGGAAGAGCCCUGAUUGGCUUGGGGAGGAUUGCAGAGGCCAUUGAACUGCUGAUGGACCUCAAAGAUGGUCAGAACCUUCCAAGAGAAUCCCUUGGAAGUGUGGGACCUCCACUUAGCAUGGAAGAUUCAGGGAAUCCGGCGAUAACUUCCGUAGAGCGGUCAGGUCGGAGCUUCACGAAAGGAGGCGGAAAGGAGAAGGGACAGAGCCCCACACCAGCCUCCAAAAGUAGGCCGAAAACGCGGGCCAAAAGCCCUUUUUCUGGUCAAAGACCGCCCUCCUCCACAGGACGCAAGGAGCAAACUCCUCAAAGUCCAACAACAGACAAUCAUGCAUCCGUUCUUGCCUCUGGUAAGCCUCUGUUUCACAACAACCGUCGGCUGGAUGACCCACUCAACCAGGCUAUAGUCGCAGACAUUUGCGCAAUGCACUUGUCAGAGUUAGCACCUGCAGUCUAUAGAGGCUAUGGCCAGUAUCUUACCAGUGAGUUGCAGAUGCUGCAUGCUGAAAUUCUUAUCAAGCUUGGAAGUUUUGCUGCGGCAAUGGCGGUUGUGAGGGGGGACCAGAAAUCUAGCACGCCUGGGAAUCCUCGCGAGGAGAAGACAGGUGGGAGACCAGAAACAGUUGCUAAGAGUAAUGAAGGAGGAGGUCAGACGGGCAAGAAGGGGGCGAGCGUAAGCAAGGAUUUAGCGAGACGGAGUAACCCUCAGCAGCAAGGUGAUGCAUCCGUAGAAGGGACAUGCUUCAUCGCUGCUCGCCAGAUCUUGAUGGAGCUUACUGGGGUUGCGAAAACAACACCUGCGCCUGGAGAGAUGAAGUCUCCUAGACGAGCAGAACGAGCAGUGGCGGCCAAUUCACAGGAACCAGUAGUUCCAGAGGAGAGCUUACCUGGACGCGGGCCAGACAUUACCUGCCGUGCGCAAAUUGCCUUGAGUGAGAUAGACAGAAGAGAAGGGAAGGUCCUCGAAGCCCUGACAAAAUUGAAAGAGGCAAUCACAGGGCUGGCCUCGACGGAAAGCAUCACGAAAGUCGAGAUGACUAGCAAAGUCUGUGGCACAAAUGACAUCAAUUGGCAGCAAGCAGCAACUCUUCUGUGGAUGCAAUGCCAGAGAAAGAUGGCAGACCUGUACUUCGAAGUCGGCCACAAAGAUCGCUGUCGGCAGGUUGUCCAGAAUGGCGUCACCUACGCACAAAAGGUCAACGAUAUGGAGUCCGUGUUAAUUUUUCAGGAUUGGGACGCACGGCUGGAUGCCGCAGAAGGCCAGUGCUCAUCGGCAUGUGAGAAAUAUGCCAAGCUGGUUACGACUGCACAGAAACUGCACUGUCUCUGCAGUCCUGAAGACUGCCACCUUGCCAUGGUUUGCCUAAGGUACGGAGACCUUGAGCGGGAGCUGGGAUUUCACACAAGCGCCGCUAUGCUCUAUGAUCGAGCGGAAUCACUUGUCCGUGCAGCUGCAAUUGACCAAGGGGUUGAUGACAUCCAGAAGGACCCAGCUCUACUCAACUUGUAUGCUCCCGCAAUGGCUUUCCUUGCAACCUGUCUCCUCAGGCAAGUCAGUUGCUUUCUGGACGGUUAUCACCGCAGCCAGCAAUCCAUCCCUGUUCUCGUCAGCGAGGAGGGAAGACGAGAACCUCCGCGGGGCGUGAAUGAGCCGCCAAUCACGCGACAGGCAGUUUCGCCAUCAGAAUUCCCUUCGGUGUUAGGUGCUAUGGCAAAGCUUGAAGAGGUGGCUUUCUUGCUCAGAACAUCAGCAAAUGCCACUUCCAGCUUGGAGUGGUGCAUGAAUUUGCUGAGGGGAUUCUUUCAGCAUCUUACCGGGCCUGAGAGCCACGCAGAUGCCAGGGUGCACUUUCUCCGUGCGGCAAACGGAACCAUCGCCGAGGGAAGCAUCCAUGACCGGUGGAUAAUCCAGAGUUGUAUGAAGCAACUUGCUCGCUUGUCGCUGACGAUGACAUCGCCAGACGACAAACCUGAUGAAGACAUGGGGGGACCAGCAAAGCAUUGGGCACAGGCGGCCCAUGCCGCAUUCUAUCUGACGUCAGCAGCCCAGGCGUCGAGCAUGGCGAGCUUUCUCCAGAACAACUUGCAUAAGCUAGUUGUUGGCAUUCAGAAUCCGGCAGCCAUGCCGGAAUUUGCUCUGCGGCACAUCAUCGCUGCAGAGUCGUACCGUCUUUGGACCCGGACACUCCCACCUUGGGCGGCAGCUUCCGACAAGGAAGUAGAAGUAUUAUCCUCUCCUCUAUCCCCCGACAAGAAAGAGGCGAAGAAAGAGGCAUCAUCAAGUAGCAAGACUGCACCUGUUGCCGACAAAGACCUCCCCAAACUCCUCAUCUCCCAUUACCGCCAUCUGCUGAUGCAGCACAAAAUGGGAGGAAUGGCGUCCGAUCCUUCUUCCAUUGCGUCGCGCGAGCAACGCAUCCUGAAGAUCCACAACUUUCUGCGAUCCAACUGUGCAGCAUACGAAUCGGAGUGCUGUUUUCCAUCGCCGUUCACCCCUCCCACCCCUCAGAACAACAGUAAGUCUAGUCUGAAGCAAGGGCUUGUCUGCAUCCAGUGGCUGCCGCCAUCACCAUCGCUCCUCUGGGCUCUGCCCAGGGAAGUCGAGGCAGAUCAUAUCCGCGGAGCACAGUCAGUGGAUGUUCUAAGUCUCGGAAGAUUGCGACAAUCACCACCGCUGACGUUGAUAUAUCUUUUCGUGCUCAGAGCUCCAGAGGAGAUAGGAAAGACAUUGGCAAAAGACGGCACUGCUGGCACUGCUGCUAGUAAGCCGGGCUUGGCCGGGGACGGUGAUGCAACGCCGGCCCAGGACACACCCGCAGACAUCUCGGGCACUGACGGCAUUCAGUACGGUUGCCUGGAGAACAGAUUUCAGUACCGUAAUGUGUUUGAAUGCGCUUUGAUUGCAAAGCAAACAAGAAUGAAGCUGGAAGAUCUUCAGAGGUCCUCAGCAGGAGCAGAGAUCAGCAGUAAUGGAAGUGCAACCAUGGCUGCUGCUGAUGAUUCAGGAAAAUCGGACGACGCGACAGCAGCGAUAGACAUAACCAUGAAGGAGAUUAUGGAGCCAUGUCUUGUGAGAGUGGUGCAACUUUUCGCAAUAACUGGAAACCCUCCCACUGAGACGAAGGGGGAGGUGUCAUUAGCUUCUUAUUAUCGAAAAGGGGGCAUGCAGCGGGCCAUAUCUCUGCUCACUGGACUAGAAGCAGCUUUGAGCAUACGCGAUGGUGUGAGUACCGUAAAUGAUGCCCUGGUGCAAUUUCUCUCACCACUUGUGAAGGAAUAACUUCUUUGGAGAAAGAUGAAGCCCCUUCCCUGACAUUGUUCUUGUAUUCUACACUCUCUAACAUCAUGGUUUGAACUCAUCACUUGUCAAGCUAUGACGUAGACAGCACGAUAUACCCUUCUUUUUUCCUUUUUCUUUUCUUUUUUUUUAACAUCCGUGGGCAGGUGCCACAGGGGGUGAUACAAGCAUGCCCCCGUGAUACUCUCCCGGCACUGCGGCGGCAGAUGGGUCCUGUCUAUCGGUGGGGAGCUGCACCUGCUGGAAACCACGUCCAGCAUCCCUUAUUCAGAGAGUACAACUUUCAGAAAAGUACAGGGGCAAUUACCCGGC